This is a messenger RNA of Astrephomene gubernaculifera, 1707 nucleotides long. The record is from the annotation of a GenBank genome assembly. NCBI's taxonomy places the organism in Eukaryota, Viridiplantae, Chlorophyta, Chlorophyceae, Chlamydomonadales, Astrephomenaceae.
CAUCAUUCAUGCGCGUUCUACACUCAGUCACUGCUUUGCGCUUGGAUCACCAUUGAUCUGCAUUUACCGUAAAACUAAAAAGCGACGGUCACACACUAAUACACUGAGGUUGCCAUACAGUUCCAGCUACGCUAACGCGCUAAAGCGCAUUUUCUUGCCUUACCCUUCCAGCCAACAUGCGAGCCACGCAAGCGUACUUACUGCUGUAUAAUGCGUUCCAAGCUUGCGGAUGGGCCGUCAGCCUGGGUUGUUUGGCGUAUGGCCUCCUCCAACGGGAUUCCCCGGAGCAGCUGUACGACAGAGCCGCUCCAUUUACCAAGUUCUUCCAGGGCUUGUCCCUGCUUGAAACCCUGCACGCGGCCGCCGGUCUGGUCCCCUCCAGCCCCCUGCUGGCGCUCAUGCAGUGGGCGGGCAGGAGCAACGUGCUGUUUCUCAUACUGGAUCCCAUCACCGAGUUGCACGCCAGCUGGUGGGCCGCUGUGCUGCUGGGCGCGUGGGCCGCCGCGGAGGUGGUGCGCUACCCGCACUACGUGGCCACCACUGCUGCGGCCGCCGCGGGCAGGGGCGGAGCCUGCCCGGGCUGGCUGACAUGGCUGAGGUGGGGCGGGUGGUGUGUGUGGGUGGUCAAGAUAGACCGAACCAUAGGACACCAUGAAUGGUGGGAUGGGUGGGUGGUACGGCUGUCGAGGCUCGGGAAGAGAAGGGCGUGGCAGCUGGCAUGCGGGAUGGAUGGACACGGGUUUGGGGCCCAAGCGGCCCAGCGGAGGAGCAGCAAUGGCGCUGCUGGUGAUAGUAAGGGAGGCUGGUGGGCUGGAGCAAUGGCAAUGGCAGCCCGUCGCGGCUGCAUGUGUACAUGGCGGCGGUGCUUGUAGCUGCUGCUGCGGUCGGCUAUCUCUGCCCCACCUUGUAGCAAGGAUACAAUGUACUCCGCCUUCCUGCCGCUGUUCCCAGUGGGUGUGGCGGCGGAGAUGGCGCUCAUGGCCGCCUCGCUGCCGCAGCUGAGGGAGAGCGAGCGGCUGUCGCUGAGCAUGCCCAACAGCCUCAACUGGGCCUUCAGCUACCACCGCUUCAUGCAGGUGGUUCUUGUGGUGUAUCCCUUCCUGUGGUGGCAGCUCUACUCGUCGCUGCUGCGGACACGUGCCAAGAAGCUCAAGUAGUGGUGGCAUGCAUGUACGGCUGGUCCCGACUACUACAGGACUACCGGUACGGCAGCUGACUGGCGCAUGUGCGUACGGCAGGAGAUCCCAUUGUGUGGCCAUGUAGGUGGCGGGCACACGUGCAUGUGACCGUGGAUGUGGCGGGCACAUUUGCGUGUGGAUGACCACCAGCGGGUGCCGGCAAGCAGCUAGCCGCUGCAUGCAUGUGCUGUCCUGGGCAGGCGGGCAGGUCAUGCGGUUAUGUGGAGCUGUGACGUGAUCAAGUGUCCUCUUGGGUGGACCUCUUGGGUGGACUGGCACGUCAUCAUGCAAGUGGUGGCAACUUGGAAAGCACGUGACAUGAAAGCCAUGACAUGACCCCCUGUAGCUGCCGUCAUGGCUUGCAAAAUGUACCGGUAGCUGAGCCGUGACUACGGGGUAUGCACAUGUUGCUGAUGGGUUAUGCACAUGUUGUUGAUGGGGUAUGCACAUGUUGUUGAAGAGAUGGAGACCGCGUGCGUGCAUUGUGCGAUUCCGUCGCACACAGUGCAAGGCAGGAGCUAGCUGAUAA